AUGGCCGCUCUUACGUCCCUCCCUCCCCUCCCUCACACUCUCCUUUUUCUCCGCUCAAAAGCAACCAGAUUCUCCGUUUCCGCUUCCGCUUCCGCUUCAGCGCUCUCAGCUUCAGGUAAUGAUGGAUCUAGCUCCAGAGCAUCUCACAUGAGACGAAGAAGAAUCGAAGGUCCACGGAAAAGUAUGGAAGAUUCUAUUCAACGCAAGAUGGAGCAGUUUUACGAAGGUUCCGAUGGACCGCCUUUACGUGUUCUACCUAUUGGUGGGUUGGGUGAAAUUGGAAUGAAUUGUAUGCUUGUAGGGAAUUAUGACCGUUAUAUCCUCAUUGAUGCUGGUAUCAUGUUUCCUGACUAUGAUGACCUUGGAGUACAAAAGAUUAUACCUGAUACAACUUUUAUAAGAAAAUGGAGCCACAAAAUUGAAGCGCUUGUUAUAACACAUGGUCAUGAAGAUCAUAUCGGUGCGUUGCCUUGGGUCAUCCCCGCAUUGGAUUCCAAUACACCGAUUUUUGCAUCUUCCUUUACAAUGGAGCUUAUAAAAAAACGUUUGAAGGAGCAUGGUAUUUUUCUUACAUCUAGACUCAAAAUCUUUAGAGCAAAGAACAAGUUUGUCGCCGGGCCAUUUGAAAUAGAACCUAUUAGGGUCACUCAUUCUAUUCCUGACUGUUGUGGACUAGUUCUUCGUUGUUCUGAUGGUACAAUUCUUCACACUGGGGACUGGAAGAUUGACGAGACACCACUUGAUGGGCAAGUUUUUGAUCGAGAGGCUUUAGAGGAACUCUCUAAAGAAGGAGUAACAUUGAUGAUGAGUGAUUCGACAAAUGUGCUCUCACCUGGAAGGACAACCAGUGAAUCUGUUGUAGCAGAUUCAUUAUUGAGGCAUAUUUCAGCUUCUAAAGGAAGGGUUAUUACAACCCAGUUUGCAUCAAAUCUACAUCGGAUUGGAAGUGUCAAAGCUGCUGCUGAUUUAACUGGCAGAAAGAUGGUAUUUGUUGGCAUGUCUUUAAGGACAUACUUAGAAGCAGCUUGGAAGGAUGGAAAGGCUCCUUUUGAUCCAUCCACUCUGGUGAAAGCAGAGGAUAUUGAUGCUUAUGCACCCAAAGAUCUGCUUAUUGUAACAACCGGCUCUCAAGCAGAGCCACGUGCUGCCUUAAAUCUUGCAUCUUAUGGAAGUAGCCAUUUUUUCAAACUUACCAAGGAAGAUAUUAUUUUGUAUUCAGCUAAGGUUAUCCCUGGUAAUGAGUCUCGUGUGAUGGAAAUGAUGAAUCGCAUAUCAGAGAUUGGAUCAACAAUAGUUAUGGGGAGAAAUGAUUGCUUGCACACAUCUGGUCAUGCAUAUCGUGGAGAAUUGGAGGAAGUACUUAGAAUAGUGAAGCCACAACAUUUUCUUCCUGUACAUGGAGAAUAUUUGUUCCUGAAGGAGCAUGAAUCACUUGGAAAAUCAACUGGCAUUCGGCAUACUGCUGUUAUAAAAAACGGAGAGAUGCUUGGGGUUUCACACUUGAGAAAUAGAAGGGUUCUUUCUAAUGGUUUCAUUUCCCUUGGAAAAGAGAAUUUACAGUUGAAAUAUAGUGACGGCGACAAAGCAUUUGGUACAUCUAGUGAACUCUUUAUUGAUGAAAGAUUGAGAAUUGCAUUAGAUGGCAUCAUUGUGAUUAGCAUGGAAAUAUUUCGCCCUAAAAAUUUAGAAAGUUUGGCUGAAAACACUUUGAAAGCGAAGAUAAGGAUUACCACGAGAUGCCUAUGGCUAGACAAAGGGAAGCUGUUAGAUGCACUUUAUAAAGCUGCUCAUGCAGCGCUUUCUAGCUGUCCCGUUAAAAGCCCACUGCCUCACAUGGAAAGAACUGUGUCUGAGAUGUUGAGGAAGAUGGUGAGGAAGUACAGUGGUAAACGGCCUGAAGUAAUUGCCAUUGCCAUAGAAAACCGUGGAGCUGUUUUUGCGGAUGAGAUAAUCACAAAAUUGUCUGGCAAGUCCCAUGUUGGUCCUGAAAUAUCAACAUUAAGAAAGGUAGUGGAUGAACGUAGAAAGGAAAACCAAUCCACCACAAUGCAAAUAAGAGACGAUGACAAUGAUAUUGACGACAAUGAUAUUGAAGGACUAUUACCUGAGAAAGACACCACUACAAGUGGAGAUGAGGGCGAUUUACCCGAUUCAGAGGAUUCAGAUGAAUUUUGGAAACCAUUCAUUGCAUCAUCAGUUGAGAAGUCAAUCAAAGCUAACAAUGGUUAUGUUUCACGAAAGGACUAUAAGUCCAAUCUGAAGCAAGAUGAUUCUGAAGGCAUUGAUGAAGCCAAGUCUGAAGAAAUGUCUAAUGCUGAGCCAGAGUCAUCAAAAUCAGUAAAGAAAAAUAGAUGGAAAACUGAGGAAGUUAAUAAGCUGAUUGAUUUGCGGAGUGACCUUCGUGACAGAUUUAAAGUUGUGAAGGGAAGGAUGGCUCUCUGGGAAGAGAUAUCUCAGAGCUUGUUGGCUGUUGGGAUCAGCAGAAGUCCUGGACAAUGCAAAUCUCGGUGGGCAUCUUUGGUACAGAAAUAUGAGGAGAUCAAGAAUGGGAAGGAUAUCAGAAAAAAUUGGCCAUAUCUUGAAGACAUGGAAAGGAUACUGUCUAGCGACGAAGCACCGGCAUCAAAUUGA
This is a messenger RNA of Lathyrus sativus (Indian pea), 2631 nucleotides long. The record is from the annotation of a GenBank genome assembly. Lineage: Eukaryota; Viridiplantae; Streptophyta; Magnoliopsida; Fabales; Fabaceae.